This is a messenger RNA of Triticum aestivum (bread wheat), 728 nucleotides long. RefSeq lists its product as uncharacterized. Lineage: Eukaryota; Viridiplantae; Streptophyta; Magnoliopsida; Poales; Poaceae. The record is from RefSeq and is a predicted model, not a curated record. The transcript has 2 exons. Bases 92 to 571 code for a protein of 159 amino acids.
GUCUGCGCGAUGAUGCUACGUGAUUACUGGAGCAAGAAAAGGAAAAGCUCGAACAGUCGAUCUAUCGAUUCACCUCCGACUAAAUUCAGCAAUGGCGGCGAUCCGAUGUGCUGCUGCUGGCAUCGCGCUCCUCCGGCGAGCAGCAGCCGGCGGCGAGCGGGCAGCGCUCCAGAAGAUCUUCCCCUCUCUGCGACCUCGGGGGAUUCACAGCCUCCUCGACCGCCCCCUCGGCGCCGGCGCCCUGUCGUCGCCGACGACGUCCAUGGGACCAGCUCGCUGCGUCUUCCCGUCCAACAGAUACAUGAGCACCAGCCGCCUCCAGCAGAAGGGGGGACACAGUGCGCCAACUUAUCAGGAGCCUAGUGCCAAGCUUCUCUGCCUGCUAACGCUCACGGCAUCAUUGAUGUAUGAUGCGUGGGAUUCUUACGAUGGGUUUGCAAGCCGUUUCGGCGAGUUUUCGACGUGCGAGUUCUCGCGGGAGCAGAUUUCCCAAUUCCCAACAGCUGCUUGGUCGAUACUGGACAAGACCAGUGACUUGAUGCUGGAAAGAGAGCCCCCAACUUCAACCUGAGCAAAAACUUUGGCACUUGUCAUACUAGUAAUUUUUUGUACAUGCUUUGCAAGUUGAGAACUUCGGAUUGAUAUAUGUCCACAUAUUUUUCCACAAAAAUGUAAAGGCCCCUUCGAGUGCAUUUGCUCCCUUUUCAAAAAAUAACUUUCACUUUUCC